This is a messenger RNA of Aureococcus anophagefferens, 2031 nucleotides long. RefSeq lists its product as hypothetical. Lineage: Eukaryota; Pelagophyceae; Pelagomonadales; Pelagomonadaceae. Gene Ontology annotation, molecular function: RNA binding. The transcript has 3 exons. The record is from RefSeq and is a predicted model, not a curated record. The coding region runs from base 1 to 2031 and encodes 676 amino acids.
AUGAGCGAAUCUCCAACGCGGUGCGCCUGGGAGACGGACGCGUCGCAGCACACGCCGUCGAAGCGCCAGCGGCGCGAGGCGGCGGCGGCGACGCCGGCGACGCCGGCGGCGCCGCCGUCGCUGCGCCAGCGCGGCGUGAGCCUCGCGCGCGUCGCGGCGGACGUGGGGUCCCUGGCGGCGGCGACGUCGCGGCACCCGCGCUUCGCGUCGGCCGAGCUCUACGGCCCGCUCCUCGGCGCCGCGGACGCCGGGGCCGCCGGCGCGCCGUGGCUCGAGCUCGCCGCGGCGCCGCGGCCGGGAGGCGACCGCGUCACGUGGCUCUGCGUCGACGUCGAGAUGUGCGAGCGCCGUUCCGACGGCGCGCGGUUCCCGCUGGCCGUCUGCGCCGUCGCGCUGACCUGGGAGGCGGCGGCCGGCGGCGUCGCCGCGGCCGCGCGGACCGUCGUCGAGGGCCUCGUCGACCCGGACUGCGGCGAGGCGCUCGGCUGGCGGUCGCCGGACUACGGCGACCGCCUGGCCUGGAAGGACGAGGUCCACGGCCUGGCCUGGGCGGACCACGUCGCCGCGCCGGCGCUCCUCGGGCUCGGCGACGUGCAGCGCGCGCUCGCGGCCGCGCUCGCGGCCGCGUGGGACGACACGACGUUCCUCGUCGGCCACAAGCUCUCCGCGGACCUCCGCGCGCUCCGCGUGCGCGGCGGCGCGCUCCGGCGCCGCUCCAUCGACACGGUGCUCCUCCACUGGGCGCCGCGGGCCGCCGCGCCGGGGCUGCGGGCGCUCCUCGCCGACGUGCCCGAGGGCGGCGCGGCGCGCGCCGCCGCGGGCCUCGGCGCGCGCGCCGAGGGCCCGGCCCACGACGCGGGCGCCGACGUCGCCGCGACGCUCGUCGUCGCCCUCCACGACCUCCUGCGCUGCGCGGCGGGCCUCGACGCGGGGCCGUCGUUCGCGCCGCGCGCGGCCGCCGCGCCGCGGCGGCCCCGCGCGGCCGUCGACGCGCCCGCGCGGCUCGUCGGCCGCGUCAUCGGCAAGCGCGGCGCGGCCCUCGCGGCGCUCCGCGGCGCCCACCCGGCCGUCGACGUCGACGUCGACUCGGACGCGGCGGCGGGCGGCGGCAGCCGCGUCGUCGUCGCCGGCGACGACCCGGCGGCCGUCGCCGCGUGCCUCGACGCGCUCGCCGCCCGCCUCCAGGCCGAGCUCAAGGCCAUGGGCGUGUCGACGCUCGGCAUGCUCGAGAAGACGGAGCUCGUCGCCGCCUACGCGCAGGCCGUCGGCGAGGGCAAGACCGCCGCGGCGCCCGACGCCGCGGCCGCGCCGGCCGCCGCGGCCGCGCCGGCGGCCGCCGCGAGCGGCCCGAGAGACGGCGGCGGCGGCGACGAUUCGGCGGCGGCGGCGGCGAAGAUGCGCGUGUCCCAGCUCCAGGCCGAGCUCAAGGGCAUGGGCGUGUCGACGCUCGGCAUGCUCGAGAAGUCGGAGCUUGUCGCCGCGUACGUCGCCGCGGUCGCCGCGGGCGCGACGCCGGGCGGCGGCGACGACGAGGAGCGCGUCUUCGACCCGGACGUCAUCGAGCUCAAGACGACGAAGAUGCCGCGCGCGGGCGACGGCGCCGGCGGCGCGGCCGACGGCGGCGGCGGCUCGCCCUUCGGCGGCGGCUCGCCCUUCGGCGGCGGCGGCUCGCCCUUCGGCGGCGCGGCCGGCGGCUCGCCCUUCGGCGGCGCGGCCGGCGGCUCGCCCUUCGGCGGCGGCGGCGGCGGCGGCGGCGGCGGCUUCGACAUCGGCUCCCUCUUCAACAUGAUGGGCGGCAUGGGCGGCGGCGGCGGCGGCGGCGGCGGCGGCGGCAUGGCCGGCCUCCAGGGCCUCCUCCAGAAGGCCAUGGGCGACCCGAAGCUCAUGGCGACGAUCCAGCAGGCCGCGCAGAACCCCAAGGUCAUGGCCGCGGUCCAGGACGUCAUGGCCAACGGGCCCGGCGCCGUGAACAAGUACGCCAACGACCCGGAGAUCAAGCCCAUCCUCGACCAGCUCAAGGGGAUCCUCUAG